UAAAAAUGAUUUAUAUGGUCUUUCUAAAAUUCUUAGAAAGUUAUUUAUUUAUUUUUGAAGAUUAUAGCAGAAAGUAGUAAAUAAACAGAAAACCCAAAUUAAGAUUUCAAUAUCAGACGAAUGCGUCAGCUCUGUUUCUCCCUAGGAGUUGCAGCUUCAAAUCCAACUUCUCCGAAGCUAAUUUUUGCUUUUACAGGCCUCAAACACAGGGUUUCCGGACUGGGUUUUUGUUAGUUCAUUCAUAUGGGUCAUGAAUAAAUUCCAUUGAUGCAAAAUGGUAUUUGCAUUUAUAUACAGCUUACAAAAUCUAUGGCCUUUAUCAGUUCUCAAGUAUAAUGAUUUAAAAGCAUCUAAUGAAUUGGUUAGUAAGCUAUCGGUACCCGAAAACACGAAAAGAUUUGUCUACGCAGUUCGUGAUCCGGAUUCUCAAUCAGUUAUUUAUAUACUCUGUGUUCAGAAUUUAUCUGAAAGAUCAGCUAUAGAUGCCGAGUGUCUUAUUAGGGCGAUUCGGCCUGAAGCUGUUGUGGCCCAGGUUUCAAAUUCUGAUAUGAGUGAGAUUCAAUUCGAAGAUAUUGAAUUAAAAAAUAAAUUAGUAGACAACCCGGUUCCAACUUCGGCUUUCGAAGUGAUUAAAAGAUGUUUUGUUGAUAAGACUAAUAAGGAUAAGUAUGAAAAUGUUGCUUGUAACUUGGUCUUGAAGGAAAUAUUCGGUGUUGGUUCUUAUGGUCAUGUUAUGGCUGCGAAGAGAGUGGCCAAGGAGGUCGGUUCGUCUUUUUUGUUGGUUGAAACCCCAGUUGUUGGAACAGCUGCUUCGGAUAAUAAUUCUUCUAGUGAAGUUAACAUAGGGUUUAAGGUUAAUGGUUUAGUUAGUAACUUGGUUCCAGUUAACGUCGGUACCCUUGCUUCAUCCAGUUCAAGGAGGUUUUGUCUUACUGAUGAUGUUCAGUCACAGAUGGUGAAGUUAUUGUCGGCGUAUAUGGAUGCAUCUUUACAGAAAAUAAGUCCCCCAAAUUCUGAUCCGGAAGCGGGUUCGAAAGAAAUUCACCCCGGUAGUAGCCCCCAGGUGCCUUCAUUUGCACAAUCCAUCUAUCCGUUGCUUUUGGAUUUACAUAAUAUAUUUGCUGAUAUUCCGUCUAUAACUAGGGCUCUAGCUUCUUCACAAAAGAUGUUCUAUGAUGUUAAUAGAGGGGAAACUGUAGAUACUGAAAUUAUAUCUGAAGUUUACACCUUCCGGAUUGCAGUGGAAGGGUUGAGGAUUGCACUAAAUAGUGUUGGCCGAUUACCUCUCAAAUUGGGAAUGACUAAUAAGACCAAGGCUGAGUUUACAGAACUUACAGUUGAAGAUAAGUCUUCAGCACUUCUUGCACAGACCCUUCAAAAUCAGAGUGUAAAGUUCAAGAAAAUAGUAGCUUUAGUAGAUUCUAGUGCCUUAGCAGGUCUAAGGAAAAAUUGGGGCGUGGCGCUGCCUCCAGAGAUCAAGGAAAUGGUUGGCCAGCUUGUCGAGGAAUGUGAUUUGGAUGGGGAAUCUUCAAACCAGUCAGACAAGAAGUCGUUAUUUUCGAAUAAACCUGUGAUGGCAGUUGGAGCUGGGGCAACAGCAGUUUUAGGAACUUCUUCGCUAUCCAAAAUCAUACCUACAUCGUCAUUCUUGAAGUUUUUGACAUUUAAACUGCCUGCUCCUCUCAAUUUUGCACUAACCCAAUUCCAGAAAUCAAUGGCAGUGGCUCUAGGCAAAACUCUUGGUCCCUCAAAGGUGGUUGCCCCAGGAUUGGCGAAUUCUGGGGUCAACGCGACAUCUUUCUUAAAAGCAGCUACUUCUGCUGAAAAAAUAAGGACAGUGGUCCACAGUGUUAUUGCCUCUGUCGAGAAGACCAGUUUUUCAGCGACCAGAACUGCGUUCUACGAGAUAAUGAGAAAACGUAGGGUACAACCCAUUGGGUUGCUACCUUGGGCAACAUUUGGGUGCAGCAUUGCAACUUGCUCUGGUUUGCUUAUGUAUGGAGAUGGGAUUGAGUGUGCUGUUGAAUCUGUUCCUGCAGCACCUUCAAUUGCCAGUUUGGGUCGAGGGAUUCAAAAUUUGCAUCUGGCGUCUUCAAAAGUGAGACAAACAGAUCGAAUACAAAUCGCCAUUGAGUCGCUGAUGAACAGGUUGAGGAAAGUAAAAAUUCAAUAGAGCUCUUCUUUUGUAUACUAAAAAUAGUUGGUUCUCUUUACAAUCAAGUUAUAUAGUUUUCUGUACA
Molecule: messenger RNA, 2240 nt
Organism: Mercurialis annua (annual mercury)
Lineage: Eukaryota; Viridiplantae; Streptophyta; Magnoliopsida; Malpighiales; Euphorbiaceae
Exons: 2
Coding region: 275-2173 (632 amino acids)
Source: RefSeq, a predicted model, not a curated record